AUGGAUAUUUUCAGCUCGCUCGUCACCGGGGGCGCGCGCUUCGACAGGAAGCGCUUUGGCGAGGAUAUCGCUGUCUUUACUGAGUCGCGUGCGCCAAAAGAGCAAGAGGCAAGCACGUCGAGUGCGCCGGCGGCCGUGCCGAAAGCGCUCGACUUUUUCAACACACACAAAGAGGAGCGGCGCGCGGCCGAGGCCGAGCAAGGGCCGCGUGUGCGCGAUGAGGCGCCGGCCGCACCGCUGCGCCGCUCGGAGCUGCCUGAAUUCCUGCGCACGCACCAGCUCAAGCUCAAGGGCACCGACGUGCCGCUCCCGCUGCGGUCCUGGGCGGACCUCGAGCAGCGCUGGGACGUCCGCCCGUGGCUGCGUGAGAACUUGGUCGCUGGAAACUGGCCGCAGCCGACGCCGAUCCAGUGCGGUGCGAUCAGUGUCAUGCUCGAGGGCCGCGACCUGCUCGCGGGUGCGCCGACCGGCUCGGGCAAGACGAUUGCUUUUCUCCUGCCGCUCCUCCAGCUCCUCGGCGAGCACAGAAAAGGGGGGCUGCGCGCAGUGAUUGUGAGCCCCACGCGCGAGCUUGCGCAGCAGAUCUAUGAGCAGCUGCAGCGCCUCGCGCACGGCCAGGCAUUCCGUACGUGCCUCCUGACUCGCUCCGGCGCCAAGUCCCAGACGCCGGGCUUGAACAAGAAAUACGAUAUCCUGAUUACGACGCCGCUGCGUCUCGUGCACGCGAUCGAGCACGAGGAGCUCGACCUGUCGCAGGUCGGCAACCUCGUGCUGGACGAGGCCGACCGUCUGCUCGAGCAAGGUUUCCUCGAGCAGACCGAUACCAUUCUGGCCGCGUGCACAAACCCCAACCUGCGCAAGGCGCUCUUUAGUGCGACGCUCCCGGCGGGUGUCGAGGAGCUCGCCAAGACUUUUAUGGUCGACGAGUGCCGCGUGCUGGUCGGCCAAAAGGACUCGGCGACGACCACGAUCGAGCAGCGCCUCGAGUUCGCCGGAUCCGAGGACGGCAAGCUCCAUGCGCUGCGUGCGCUCAUCCAGUCCGGCGGCAUGAAGCCGCCCGUGCUCCUUUUCGUGCAGUCGAUCCAGCGCGCACGCGAGCUCUUUCACGAGCUCGUGUACGACGGGCUGCAUGUCGACGUCAUCCACUCGGAGCGCCCGAAAGCGCAGCGUGAAGCGGUGAUCCAGGCGUUCCGCCGCGGCGAUAUCUGGAUCCUGAUUUGUACCGAGCUUAUGGCGCGCGGUAUCGACUUCAAGGGCGUGAAUUUGGUGAUCAACUACGACUUUCCCCAGACGGUCCAGAGCUACAUCCACCGUAUCGGCCGUACGGGUCGUGCAGGCAAGCAGGGCACGGCGAUCACCUACUUUACCAAGCAAGACGCGCCGUACCUCAAGACCGUCGUCAACGUCAUGCGGCAGUCCGGGUGCGACGUGCCCGAGUGGAUGCUCAAGCUGCCCAAGCCGUCCAAGCUGCUCAAGCAGCAGCUGCGCAAGAAGCCGAUCGAGCGCCGCGACGUGCGCGCCGCGUCCGGAAGCAGCUCGUUGGGCCGCCGCCUCGCGCACCGCAAACGCGACAUGGUGCAGGGCAGCAAGCGCCGGAAAGAAAAGGCGAACAAUUCGUAG
Messenger RNA from Malassezia japonica, 1620 nucleotides. RefSeq names its product RNA helicase (gene ROK1). Gene Ontology annotation, biological process: maturation of SSU-rRNA. NCBI's taxonomy places the organism in Eukaryota, Fungi, Basidiomycota, Malasseziomycetes, Malasseziales, Malasseziaceae. The coding region runs from base 1 to 1620 and encodes 539 amino acids. The record is from RefSeq and is a predicted model, not a curated record. The transcript has a single exon. Gene Ontology annotation, molecular function: nucleic acid binding; RNA helicase activity; ATP binding.